Messenger RNA from Dreissena polymorpha, 6821 nucleotides. RefSeq names its product aminomethyltransferase, mitochondrial-like. The transcript is spliced from 9 exons. Gene Ontology annotation, cellular component: mitochondrion. Gene Ontology annotation, molecular function: aminomethyltransferase activity; protein binding. Gene Ontology annotation, biological process: glycine catabolic process. The coding region runs from base 172 to 1377 and encodes 401 amino acids. NCBI's taxonomy places the organism in Eukaryota, Metazoa, Mollusca, Bivalvia, Myida, Dreissenidae. The record is from RefSeq and is a predicted model, not a curated record.
AUGUGACCUUUUCGGUGAUGUAUCUCUUACGAGUAGGGAACUCUCGACCUUCCAAUCUAAAGAAAAACCGCUGACUAGCUGCGCCUGAAAACGUAUGAUCAAGCUCCAAACGAUGUUCUAUAGAGAAAAGAGUGUUUACUGAUUUAAACCGAUAAAUUGAGUACCGAAGACAUGAGGCAAUUAUUGAAUCAACUUGGGCUUCGUUUGGUGCAGGGGCUUCAGACACUGCCCAGAAAUGCCAGCACAGACUGUAGAAGAACUUGCCUGUACGAUGUGCAUGUCCGGCAUGGCGGCAGGAUGGUUCCCUUUGCUGGCUGGGAGAUGCCAGUACAGUAUAAGGACUCAAUCUCAGAAUCACAUUUGAACGUGAGGUCCAAUGCAGGAAUUUUCGAUGUGGGACAUAUGCUUCAGACUAAAAUUAGUGGCAAAGACAGAAUUAAGUUCAUAGAGAGCCUCGUGGUUGGUGACAUAGAGGGGCUGGGACACAACCAGGGCACGCUGACCGUGUUCACAAACCAGGACGGGGGCAUCAUUGAUGACCUGAUAGUGAACAUGACACAGGAAGGCUAUCUGUACGUUGUCUCCAAUGCUGGCUGUGCUGACAAGGACCUCAAUCUGCUCACUACUGAGUGUGAGAAGUUCAGAAGUAGAGACUAUGACGUGAAUGUAGAGGUCAUCGCCAACGGCCUCAUUGCUCUCCAAGGUCCAGGUAUGAUGCAGGUUCUACAGCCGGGUCUGCAGUUUGACCUGACAGAGUUGCCGUUCAUGACAAACAAGCUGGCAAUGGUGUACGGGGUACCCGAUUGUCGCAUCACACGCUGUGGAUACACUGGGGAGGACGGAGUCGAGAUCUCAGUGAAUAUUGACCAUGCAGAGAAACUUGUGUACAGUCUCCUCAACGCCACCAAGGCCGUGAAUGUGCGCAUGGCAGGACUGGGCGCCCGUGAUAGCCUGCGCCUGGAGGCUGGCUUAUGUCUCUAUGGAAACGAUAUUGACGAAAAUACCACUCCCAUAGAGGCUUCACUUGCCUGGACUAUUGGUAAAAGGCGACGAGAGGCAGGUGGAUUCCCAGGGGCCAGUGUGAUACUGAAGCAGCUCAAGGAGAAACCUUCCUGUCGCAGAGUAGGCUUCCUGUCAACAGGCCCCCCAGCAAGAGGUGGGACUGAAAUUUUAGACGAAUCAGGCUCCAAGGUCAUUGGCAAAGUGACGAGUGGCUGCCCCUCCCCGUCUCUGAAGCAGAACGUUGCCAUGGGUUACGUAGAUGCAGCCUACCUUAAACCUGGAAUGAAUGUGAAAUUCAACAUCCGCAAGAAAAUGGUGGAUGCCGUAGUGUCAAAAAUGCCUUUUGUGCCACACAAUUACUUUUAUGGAAAAUAAACACUUUAUUAAAGAUAAAAGAAUUGUUUAUUACUGUUUCUAUUGCAAUUAAAAAAAUACUAUUGAGAUGUUUUGGGAUGGCAUAUUUUAGCUUUUUAUGCAUCUAAAACUAGGCAUAUGGUCAUCGCAUGGUCCUUUCAUCUGUCAUUCUGUUUUACUUCUUGUGCUGAGCAGUGUGGAGCAUAUCUUGGCUAUUAUUGAAGGGAUUCAAAUGAAAAUUCAUAUGAGCCGCGUUCUGAGAAAACUGGGCUUAAUGCAUGUGCGUAAAGUGUCAUCCCAGAUUAGCCUGUGCAGUCCGCACAGGCUAAUCAGGGACAACACUUCCCGCUUUUAUGGUAUUUUUAGUUUCAAGGAAGUCCCUCCUUACCGAAAAUCAAGUUUAGGCGGAAAGUGUCGUCCCUGAUUAGCCUGUGCAGAUGGCACAGGCUAAUCAGGGACGACACUUUACGCACAUGCAUUAUGCCCAGUUUUCUCAGAACACGACUCUAAUGAUGGGGGCCAUUAAGAGAAAGUGCAGAGUACAAGAGGCAUAACUCUUAUUGGGAUGUAUUGCCCUUUAGUAAAUUGUCUUUUGUGGAGGGGAAGUAAGUAUUUAACCCUUUCCCUCUCAGAAGCCAAGUGAAUAUGGCUAUGUGUAAACAGCAUAAAACAAGAACAGCCUGCAAUGACUCGCAGUCUGUUCAGGUUUUAUGCUGUUUGCUGCUCAUUAGUAUCUAAGGGUUGAAAAUAAAGUCUUUAAAACUUGAAUUUAGUAGAAAAGGUAUUUAAUUGAAUGUAACUUUCUAAGGGACUACAAAUGCGUCAAAAUAUGCAUCUAAGUUGGAAAGGGUUAAAUGAAAAUUGGCAUGUUGAUAGAGGACAUUGAGAGUAAGUGCAAGAACUGCAACUUUUAUCAGUAUUCAUUGAUCUUUGUAUAUGUAGUCUCUUUUCUUUUGUCUUAACUAGGAUGAUGAUGCGAUGUGAAUUAAACUUCAUAUCCAGAUAGAGGGCUUUAAGGGGAAGUGCUUAGUACAAGAACCACAACUCUGUCAGUAAUAUGGGUUCAUUGUCCUUUGCCUGUUGUUUGUAUUGUCUGUUUCUAUUUAGAGCAUAACUAAAAGUACUAAACAUUAUCACCUGAUUUUCCAUAUAAUGAUAUCUAACUUUAAGAAUGAAAGUAAAAAUGGCGUGGUUAAGGACAAUAUCUUUGUCUUCGGUAUGUUUAGUAUGCAUUUUGUAUUUUUUUUAUCAUGUGCCAAGAAUAAAUUCAUAUGGUCAGAUACCAUUUAUAUACAUAUUUUCUUUAAGUCAUUGUUUAUUUUGUAUGCAGAACAGAAUGACAUACUGUUUUGUACUAAAAUGAAACUUAAUGUAUUUAUAAAGGACUUUGAGAGGAAGUGCACAGUAAAAGUACCAUAACUCUGUCUUUAAUGUUAACAGAAGUAUUGCUCUAUAUUAAUUUUCUUGUGCACUGUAUUAUAAUUUACACCGUUAGUAACUGACGGUGUAUGGGAUAUACACCCUAUGUAAUUUCAUACCAUACAAGAGCGAAGCUUAAGUAUUUUUUUUAUCAUGUGCCAAGAAUAAAUUCAUAUGGUCAGAUACCAUUUAUAUACGUAUUUUCUUUAAGUCAUUGUUUAUUUUGUAUGCAGAACAGAAUGACAUACUGUUUUGUACUAAAAUGAAACUUAAUGUAUUUAUAAAGGACUUUGAGAGGAAGUGCACAGUAAAAGUACCAUAACUCUGUCUUUAAUGUUAACAGAAGUAUUGCUCUAUAUUAAUUUUCUUGUGCACUGUAUUAUAAUUUACACCGUUAGUAACUGACGGUGUAUGGGAUAUACACCCUAUGUAAUUUCAUACCAUACAAGAGCGAAGCUUAAGUAUGGUAUUAAAUUACUGCAGGUAUAUAUCCCAUACACCAUCAGUUACUGACGCUGUAACGAUUAUAUCUCAACCGACUACUCGAUUACUCGGGUAGUAUGGAAAUUAACUCUGGGUGUAUUGAAAAUACUCCAUGGGCACGUGUCUGCUCUAAGCCAAUUGGAUUAGGUGUUUUUUGUGGGAGGUGACAUAUAAUGCCAUUACAAUUAAAGAUAGUAAGAUGAAGCUGCAUUCAUCAUAAGAGAACAGUGGUUAAGUCCAUAGCACAAUAACUAUGGUGUACUAUAAGAGAACAGUGGUUAAGUCCAUAGCACAAUAACUAUGGUGUUCUAUAAGAGAACAGUAGUUAAGUCCAUAGCACAAUAACUAUGGUGUACUAUAAGAGAACAGUGGUUAAGUCCAUAGCACAAUAACUAUGGUGUACUAUGAGAGAACAGUGAUUAAGUCCAUAGCACAAUAACUAUGGUGUACUAUGAGAGAACAGUGGUUAAGUCAAUAGCACAAUAACUAUGGUGUACUAUAAGAGAACAGUGGUUAAAUCCAUCGCACAAUAACUAUGGUGUACUAUAAGAGAACAGUGGUUAAGUCCAUAGCACAAUAACUAUGGUGUACUUUAAAACAGUGGUUAAGUCCAUAGCACAAUAACUAUGGUGUACUAUAAGAGAACAGUGGUUAAGUCCAUAGCACAAUAACUAUGGUGUACUAUAAGAGAACAGUGGUUAAGUCCAUAGCACAAUAACUAUGGUGUACUAUAAAACAGUGGUUAAGUCCAUAGCACAAUAACUAUGGUGUACUAUAAGAGAACAGUGGUUAAGUCCAUAGCACAAUAACUAUGGUGUGCUAUAAGAGAACAGUGGUUAAGUCCAUAGCACAAUAACUAUGGUGUACUAUAAGAGAACAGUGGUUAAGUCCAUAGCACAAUAACUUAAAUUCUCUCAUUAGUUUUUUUAUAUAUAUUUCCCUUGCUGUAUUUGUUGUGAGGAGCCCAAUGUUAUUUUAUUAAUAUUAUUUAUGAAGUCUAAAUGCCUUGUUUUUGAUUUGACUGCUGCAAAGCAUAACAAUUGUUAUAAAAUUGAUAGUUAUGAACAUUUAUAAAUACAUACACAAGUGCAUUGACAUUUCUGUCCUUCAAUAACUAAAUACAAUGUUUUUGUUUCCUAAACUUUGAAGGUCAAGAUCAGUCUCUAGGGUCAGAAAAUUUCAGGGCAGUCCACACUUAGAUCUAGGGUCAGAUACUUCAGGGCAGUCCACACUUACAUCUAGGGUCAGAUACUUCAGGGCACUCCACACUUACAAUGUCAGCAUGGGAUCACUCUCUAGGGUCAGAUACUUCAGGGCACUCCACACUUACAAUGUCAGCAUGGGAUCACUCUCUAUGGUCAGAUACUUCAGGGCACUCCACACUUACAAUGUCAGCAUGGGAUCACUCUCUAGGGUCAGAUACUUCAGGGCAGUCCACACUUACAAUGUCAGCAUGGGAUCACUCUCUAGGGUCAGAUACUUCAGGGCAGUCCACACUUACAAUGUCAGCAUGGGAUCACUCUCUAGGGUCAGAUACUUCAGGGCAGUCCACACUUACAAUGUCAGCAUGGGAUCACUCUCUAGGGUCAGAUACUUCAGGGCACUCCACACUUACAAUGUCAGCAUGGGAUCACUCUCUAGGGUCAGAUACUUCAGGGCACUCCACACUUACAAUGUCAGCAUGGGAUCACUCUCUAGGGUCAGAUACUUCAGGGCACUCCACACUUACAAUGUCAGCAUGGGAUCACUCUCUAGGGUCAGAUACUUCAGGGCACUCCACACUUACAAUGUCAGCAUGGGAUUAUUUUGAUAUGAUAUUAUAUUUUUAUGAUUAUAUUGAUCCAGAGGUAUAAGUAUUAAAUCAGGCUAUUUUUAUAUAUGAUAUUGUAUUUUUGUAAGUAAACUGAUAUGGAGGUAUUAAUAUUAAAUCAGGCUAUUUUUAUAUAAUAUUGUCUUUUUGUAAGUAUAUUGAUUCAGAAGUAUUAGUCAGAUUAUUUUGACCAAUUCAUUGUUCAUAUUUAGUGAUUUGUUCUUGAAUGAUAUUGGUAUCACAUGCUUUUAUCUCAAAUACUUAAAUGUGCUUGGCAUUAGGGAUUAAUCAAUUUGCCAUCAUUGCCAGUAAUGAUAAGUAUUUCUGAAAUAAAUUACUAGUAUCACAUAAUUGUAUUCAAACUAUCUGCAAUUCUUAAAGUGAAGGACGUUAUUUAAAACAUGUGUAUGCUAUAGGUGUAUAUGUUAAGAUAAUUUUUUCCAAGAUUUGUAAACAAACAAUAGUUGUUUGUUCUGCUGGUCAGAAUUAAACCACAAAGGUGUUAGUCCUACUGAUUCCAAGUGCAUCCUAAUAAUUAAAAAAAGUUUUUUGUAGAACUGAUUCAUUCUUUAAUGUUCAAACACCAUUAUAUGAAAUUGCAAUACAAACUAAUAAUAAUGCUUUUAAAAUGGUUUUUAAGUGUCUGUGUAAUUAAUACAUUUAUCUGUGUAAAAUUUUGGACAAAAUUAUUGUAUACAGAAAUGUGUCAAUUACAAAUUUUAACCAUAAAUUAUUUUUGACCUGGGUACUGGUAGUCAAGCAAAAUCAAGGUCAUUACUUCAAGGGAAAAAAUGAAAUCUCUGAAUGGGAUGUCUCUUGGAAUGCCUUGUAAGUGGUCUUUUUUAUUGACAUGCUCAAUAUUUGUUGUACCUCAUUAUCACUGUAAUAGUGUUCUUGUGUUUGUUAACUGUUUGCUGUAUUUGCUGUGAACUGUUUGCUGAAGUUAACUGUUUGCAUACAUGUACAUGUAGUAUGUUUAAACUGCGGAUAGACAAUGCAAACUUUAGAAUGUUUACUUCUAUUUUGCAUUAUGACAGAGCUAAAUCUUUUUUAAAGUAUAUCUUUGGAAACAAUAAGGCGUUUUUUUGUAAUUUUUGUGCGGAUAUAAUUUGUUUAAUUAUUCUAUUAGUGUGGUUGUAAUAUACAUUAAUGUGGUUGUUAUAUACAUUAAUGUGGUUGUAAUAUACAUUAGUGCGGUUGUAAUAUACAUGUAUGAUUUGUUACAAUAUGCCAUGGAUGUGUGAAGUAAUGUAUGAUUGAGUUUUGAAGUCGUGCUACUACAUUGAAUAAUUUGCUUUAAAUUUGUCCAAAUUUAUUUUAUCUUUAUGCUUUUAUUACAUUAAAAAGUUAUAUUUAGCUAUUAAAAAAAGUAUAUGAAGUACACAUUAAUGAUAUUGUCAUCAUCAAUCGUGUUUUUUUUUCAAUUUAAUUAGAUUUUUCAUCUUUUUGCAUGUACAUGUCAUGAAUUAAAUAAAACAUUGUUAAUAAGUAACUUUGAAAGAUGCUUUUGUUAAAUAAUUAUAUAAUAGGAAAUGAUCUUACGAUUCUCAAAUGUGUAUGCAUGCAAGUAUAAGGUUGCCGUGGUGUAGUGGCUAUGGUGUCGGCCUACUGACCAGGAGGUCCUGACUUGAUCCCCACUGUAAGCAGUUCCUAAGAUCUUUCCAAUGACACCAAGUACCUGGUCCCAGAAAUCAGACUGGAGAGCUGUAGGGUUUCAAUGCAAUCAAGCUCAAAUAAAUAGGUUUGAACUAAA